CUUUUGUAUCGUUACCGAAUUUGUUGCAGAUUGUUUUUCUCUAUUACCUAUUAUUUAAAAUAGCAUUAGUGAUUUUAAUUACGGAGGUACCUAGUACAAAAGAGUAAAUGUAUAUAGAGAAUGGGUGGUAGGUACCUACAGAGAUGUUUUGUAACAAUGAUAAAAUAAAAGAAGAAAAAUCUGACCGUUUCGAGGUUUUUGAAGACUGUGCGACAAAACAAAAGAUUAAACAGGAACCUUUGUAUCAGCAACAUAUGAAGACGCAUGUUAAUCUCUACGACUCCCAAUUUGAUUCGAUUAAGCAUGAGCUAUUGCAGAAUGGCAAAGGCAGACUAGAAAUCCGGAGGCACAAACCUUCUUCCCGCGGGUGUCGUACGAGGCGACUAAGCGAAUGUAAAGGUGAACGGGCAGCUGCGAUCAACCCGUCUGUCCAGCGUGGUGAGCAAAUUCUCCCACUGGGAGAGGCCUUCAGUCCAGCAUUGGACAGCUGUAAGCAACUGAUCUCUGGUUCAGAAAUUAUACCGUUUAAUUACAACCAUGCUGAUACAAACUCACAUGUAAACACAGAGAACCACCUGGAUUUGUUUAAACAUGAAUUAGACAGCAGUUCAGAAAAGGAUGUUAAACAUGAUUUCAACAGCAGUUUGGAAAAGGACGACAAACUUGAAUUAAAUAGUAGUUCAGGAAAGGAUAUUAGUCAUUAUUAUACCCCAAGUCACUGGCGAUUUGACUUUUCAAAGUCGAAAUUUGGCAGUUUUAAAAUUGAAAGUCUCAGUAACUAUGUUGGGACGACAACAAAAUCAGAUUUCAGUUCGGUACCAGCGUCUUCUGGUAUUAACCUUAGCCCACCCACAAGUGACCAUUUCAAUUCUGAAAGCAACAAAAGGAUUCCUAAAAUGAAAAAUGUAUACCUUUGCAAAUAUUGCCCGUUUAAAUUUACAAGACAAGUUUGUUUUCUGAAACAUAUGAAAACUCACUUGGGAAAUGUAUUUCUAUGCGAUAUAUGCAACCAUGCGUAUAUGACCAAACGCAAUUUGGUUAAGCAUAUGUGGAAACACAUCCUAGUGGAACCCCAUUGUUGUAAAAUAUGCGGGUACGGUUUUAGACGCAGACAAGAAUUAAUAGGGGCUGAGAUGGCUCAAAAUUAUGACAUUAAAUGUAUAUGUAAAUGUAAACAGUACUUAGCCCAGCAUAAACUAAAGCAGAAAAAGGACAAACCUUUUUCUUGGUGUCUCUACAAUCACAAAUAUGCACGAUGGGGCCUAAUUCAGCAUAAGUCCAUUUGCAGCAAUAAGAGGCCUCCUUCAUGUCAACAUUGUGACCAUAAAUGCAACAGUAAAAAUGAUUUAAAUAACCACACAAAUAUACACCACAGCGGGAAGUCCCAUCAAUACAAGAAUUGUGACUAUAAGUGUUCCGGAUUAUUUCUUAUGAAGCAACACAAGUUCAUUCACCCGGGAGAAAAACUUAUCACCUGCAAAUUGUGCAAUUAUGUAUCUGGAUGUAAAGAAUACAUGGACAGCCAGAUCUCAAAACAGACUAGCGACGUUAAAUCUCCAUCUAGUAACACAACACCUGUAACAGCUGAUUGGUGCAGCAAGAAACAGUAUACUUGUGAUCUGUGUUAUGAGAAGUUUUCAUUAAAUAUUGAUCUAUUUAUUCAUAUGAGGGCUCACGUUGACGCUAAGUGGGUCCGACACUCUUAUUUAAAUAAAAUAAGCUUGAUAUAAUACAAAUAUAUUGGCUUGUUAUUUUUA
Molecule: messenger RNA, 1757 nt
Organism: Pararge aegeria (speckled wood butterfly)
Lineage: Eukaryota; Metazoa; Arthropoda; Insecta; Lepidoptera; Nymphalidae
Product: zinc finger protein 888-like
Exons: 2
Coding region: 144-1730 (528 amino acids)
Source: RefSeq, a predicted model, not a curated record